Molecule: messenger RNA, 2379 nt
Organism: Trichoderma gamsii
Lineage: Eukaryota; Fungi; Ascomycota; Sordariomycetes; Hypocreales; Hypocreaceae
Exons: 1
Coding region: 1-2379 (792 amino acids)
Biological process (GO): RNA processing
Cellular component (GO): nucleus
Molecular function (GO): RNA binding
Source: RefSeq, a predicted model, not a curated record
AUGUCGUCCUCUAGGAAUACCGGCGACGCCCCUCGAAUGGAGUCCAAAUUCCAAAAAACCACCAAGCCUUCCGUGUUCGAGAAGCAAAAGGCCGAAGCCGAAGCCAAGCGCAAGCGAGAAGCUGCAGAGACCGCGGCCGUCUACGAAGAUUUCAUCAAGAGCUUUGAUCAUGAUGGCGACGAAGAUGCGGAACGCAAUGCCGCGUCGCAGCAGAACAACCGCCGACCUGGAUUUGGCACUCUUGGUGGUCCGCCGCCGCCGCCCUCUGGGCCCGGAGGAGCUUCGCGACGGCACUUUGGCACAUCGUCAGGGAUGAAGAGCGGGCCGGGGAGCUUGGGGAUGCCACCCAUGCCGUUUGCAAAGAAGCGCUCGUUCAAGGAUUUCUCCAAAGAGCCGGAGGGCAGGGCGACGCUGAAGUUUGAGGAUCAGAGUGACGAUGAGGAGAUGGUUGACCGCGCGGAGGAGAAGGCCAUAGCUAGGCCGACUCUACGGCUGUCGAAUCUUCCUCCGGGGAUAUCCCCUGCAACGAUUAAAUCACUGCUCCCUACCAAACUGACGGUCGAGAAUGUUAAGAUACAGCCUCCAGCAGGCCCGGGAGGAACCGAGAGAAAAUGCACAGUUGCCAUUGUGACGCUGUCCAAAGAGACGCCCGCAACUGAUAUGGAUGCUGCAGUAAGCGCGCUGCAGAAUCGGUACAUGGGAUACGGUUACUAUCUGUCCCUCCACCGUCAUCUUUCCUCAGCUGUCAGCAACUCUGCAUUGUCGGGCUUGGCUUCUUCUACUUCGGCAUCUCAGCCUUUUGGAGCCAAGCCGGUGGAACAAGAGUCCGCGGGUGGGCAUGGCGAUCACUCGCGCCAUGGAUUCCAAAGAGGAUUUGCUCCGCCAACUUCAUACUCCCAUGGACCUGGAUCUGUAAACCGGUCUUCGCUAUUACAUGUGCCAGUCAAGCCACCUUCAGAUAUUCGAAUGAUACGAUUGAUCAACAAGGUCAUUGAAGGUGUCCUUGAGCACGGCCCUGAUUUUGAAGCCUUACUUAUGUCACGCGCCUCAGUUCAAAGAGAAGAAAAAUGGGCCUGGAUAUGGGACGCGAGGAGUCAAGGCGGUGUUUGGUAUCGAUGGAUGCUUUGGGGAGUGGUUACUGGAUCACAUUUACAGCAGAAGAAAAAAGGCAGAUUCAUCCCGCUCUUUGAAGGAGGUCAUGCGUGGAAAACCCCUGAAAUAGGCCUUCGUUUCGAGUACACCACCAAGCUGGAUGAGUUCGUCUCAGAAUCGGAGUAUGAUUCUUCAGAGGAUGAAGACUUUGAUGGAGAUGCGAAUCGAGAGGGUGGUCCAACUGGUGACGAGGGCAAGGCGUUUCUUAACCCGUUGGAAAAGGCCAAACUGGUACAUCUUCUCUCUCGCCUGCCUACUUCCAUUGGCAAAGUGCGCAAGGGGGAUAUCGCGCGGGUAACGGCCUUUGCCAUUACGCACGUUAGUCGUGGUGCUGACGAAGUAGUGGACUUGAUAGUCUCCAAUGUUGAGCAGCCUCUAGCUUUGACCAUGACCAACGCCGAGAAGGGCAAGGAUGGUAAGGGAGAGCAACAAGCAACAGGAGCAGAAGAAAGCACGGCAAAUGAAAACACAGAUGCAAGCGCCGCUACUUUGGUUGGCUUAUACGUCAUCAGCGAUAUCUUGUCAUCGUCCUCUACGAGCAGCGUCCGACACGCGUGGCGUUACCGGCAACUCCUCGAGACGGCUCUGCGCAGCAGAAAGGUUUUUGAACGCCUAGGACUGAUGGCGGAAAAGCAGGGCUGGGGUCGAAUGCGUGCAGAAAAGUGGAAGCGAAGCGUUACCCUUGUUCUCAACCUUUGGGAAGGGUGGUGUGUCUUUCCGGUAGAGAGCCAUGCAAUGUUUGUAAGCGCAUUUGAGAACCCACCAUCUCUGAAAACACAAGACAAGCUGGAUGAAUCUGCCAAAAAGGGCAAAUGGAAGGCCGUCGAAGUCCACUCUAUAACUGCAACGUCCGAGGCUGCUGCUGUUGCUGCUGCUGAUACCUCGGUCAAAGAGGACGAUGCCGUUGGAGAACCGAUACAGGAAGAGGAAGAAGCAACGGGAGAGCCUAUAGAAGAAGACGAUCUCGACGGCGAGCCCCUCGCAGAGGACGAUCUGGAUGGAGAGCCAAUUGACGAUGAUGACCAUGUAGAUGGCGAACCCAUGGACGAGGACGAGGAUGAAGAUGAGAUUAAGGGUGGCGAUUCUGGGCAACAAGGGACCGACGAUGCUAAUAUUACGAAUACAACAAACGACACAGAAACGCAUCCAGCGGGCCGUGGCCAGCCUAAGAAACGAAUGCGAGCAGCUGAUAUGUUUGCCGAUUCUGACCACUCAGAUGGGUAUUAG